Messenger RNA from Rhagoletis zephyria (snowberry fruit fly), 1533 nucleotides. The record is from RefSeq and is a predicted model, not a curated record. NCBI's taxonomy places the organism in Eukaryota, Metazoa, Arthropoda, Insecta, Diptera, Tephritidae.
AUGCCCUCCAACGACCCUCCUAGUCCGGUGCUGGGCAACAACAACAGCAACGGCCACACCAGCAACAGCAGCAGUUCGACUGCCGCUGAAUCAGCCUCUGUUCGCGCCCUGCAGCGCGAGCUGGCCGACUCGAUCAUCCGCCGGGCGCCCCUGGAUGAGCUGCGCAUUCUGCUCGCCUGCGGCGCCAAGGUCAACGAGCCGGUGACGCAGGGCCUCCGCCCCCUGCACUACGCCACCUACCAGAAGUACGAGAAGGCGGUAGGGCUGCUGCUGGUGCGCGGCUGCGACGUCAAUGCCAUGGACGACGUGGGCUACACUGCGCUGCAUUUGUGCGCCGAGCGCGGCUACGCAGAGCUGAUGGUGACGCUCAUUGAGCACAGCGCCCAGGUGAAGUUCACACAGUUGAAACCGGAUGAACGGCAGCUAGGCAACCCGCCGCGGAACACCAUCGUCGAUGAGCCCCUCCGGCUGGCCAUCAAAAAUGGCCAUCUGGAGUGCGCGGAGAUUUUGCUGAAGCACGGCCACGGCGCCGACCCAAAUGCCCGCUACUUUCUCGGCUCUGAAAUUAACCUCAUCUCGCCGCUGAAUGUCCUCUGUCUGGAGAUGCUGCUCAAGUUUGGCGCCUUUCCGGACGCCCGAGACCGGUCCGGGCUGACGCCGCUGAUGAAGGCCUGCCGCCAUCCGCAGGGCUACGCCGCCGCCAAGAUACUUAUUCAUUACGGGGCUGAUGUCAAUGCCAUUACCUCGGAACGUCACGACUACCGCAGCGUCCUCCACUACGCCGUCCUCAGCAACAACAUUGACAUUGUCCGCCUGCUGCUGCACCACGGCGCCAAUGCUCGCUACAUCUUCCCCACGCCGGCCAUACAAAAGCCCACGCCGCUUGACUUUGCACUGCUCAGCGGCAACGUGGAGAUGGUCAAACUGCUGAUCAACGCCGGCGCAGACGUCAACGUCGGAUCGCCCAUCAUCGGUCGACCACUGCACAUUGUUCUCUCGGAAAAGACUCCUAACAAAGCCGAACUGGUCGACCUGUUGCUGGACGCCGGCGCCGACCCGAACGCCAUCACCACCGACAACCGCGGUCCACUGCUGAAGCCGCCCAUUGGCGAGUACUUCAACGCCACUGAACAGCCCAGAGCGGACAUUGUGAGAAAGCUGCUGAAGUACGGUGCACAAAUUGUCAUUAAAGCGCAAGUGCACAACCAGAUCGGCAUCCUCAAGGUGCUGAACCGCCUGGAGGUGGAGAAAGACGCCGAGGUGAUCGACCUGGUUCUCGAGGCCACUGAGUCCUUCAACAUUGCCGGCAUCAAGCGGUGCACGCUGCUGAGUGAGGCGCUGCGCGAGCGCAUUCUCGCCAUCGCCACCAAGCCGCAGCCGCUCUUCCACCAGUGCCGUCUGCUGGUGCGCAAGGUGCUCACCGAGCUGGCGCUCAAGUCGCAGGCAAAGAUGGUGCAGAAGGCAGUCCGCCAGAUCAACUGUCCACUUUACAGCAAGCGACGCCCUUACAAGAAGAGGAAACUCAAUUCAGAG